AUGUCUGAAAACGCAUACAGCGGCGCCCUCUCUUCCGCCCAGGCGGAAGCAUGGAGCAAGUAUCUGCAGGAUGCUCCACCGUCUGCCUUCCCUCGCCGUUCUGACUUGUCAACCGCUCCUACCCCUGGAGCUCUCCUGCGUCGCAAGAUUGUCUUGCCGAAGAAGCGCAACUCAAAGGUUUCGGUUGAGGCCCUUAUUCAAACCGCUUGGUCACUGGUUAAUGUGUACUAUUCUGAUGCCGAGGACGUUGUCUUCGGUCUUGCUGUCAUGAACGAGGCCGAUGAGACCGAGAUUGAUGGCUCUGUCACAGCCAUCCCUUUCCGCUUCUGCAUGCAACCUGACCAGUCCGUUGUGACAUGUGUCAGAGCUGUUGAGGCCCACGACCUACCCAUGAUCUGCUCUGAGGGGUUGACACUCGACAGCAUCGCUAAGCUCGGGUCUGAUAUGCGCAAUGCCACCAAGUUCGACAACCAGCUUGUCAUUUGUGGCGAUGCUAUGAGCUCUGGAUCUGUUCAACUCGACCGUGCUGUCAACGUCGAGUGCACCCUGACUCGUAGCGGUGUUAUGGCUCAAGCCUUUUACGACUCGACCAUCAUCGAUCGUACCGAAAUGCAACGUGUACUAGGUACAUUCGAUAACGUUCUACAACAACUCUUUGAGCCUUCGAACAUGAUCAAGACUUUGGCAGAGAUCAAACCAAUCAGCACCGAGGACAUGGCUCAGGUCAAACUUUGGAACAAGGACGUCCCACAGGCCGUCGACGACUGUAUGCACCACUUGAUUCAGGGGCAGAUUGAGAUGAAUCCGGCAGCUGAGGCGAUCUGCGCUUUGGACAUCUCCAUUUCAUACAAACAGUUGGAUGAAAUGGCUGACAAGCUGGCCCAUUACCUGUUGGCUCAAGGUGUCAAGCCCGGCUCAAUUGUUCCUUUCAUGAGUGAGAAGAGCCCGUUGGUGAUUCCUGUUCUACUGGCGAUCAUCAGGAGCGGUGGUGCAUUUGUGCCAUUCGAUCCCGCUCAUCAGUGGGACGACACUGCUGGCCUCUUGGAAGCUUGCGAGGCCAAGUUCGUGAUCUGCUCACCUACCAGCGAGCAGAGGUUCAAAGAACACAACGUGACUGCCAUGGUGUUUGACAUGGCAUUCUUCGACAGUCUGCCACCCCUUGGGCCGGUCGCAAGUACUGUCUCUUCGCGGGACCCUGGUUAUGUAAUCUUCACAAGCGGCUCUACUGGCACACCCAAGGGCAUAGUCUGUUCGCACCGCGCUUGGUGCACAAAUACUUUAGCUCAUGGCCCGAGAGAGUUCUGUGAUACCGAGACUCGGCACCUACAAUUCGCCGCGUAUACCUUUGACAUCAGUAUCACCGAUAUUUUUACCACUCUAGCAUUCGGUGGCACAGUCUGCGUUCCAUCAGACCACGAAAAGAUGAAUGAUCUCCCCAACGCAAUCAACCGCAUGUCCGUCAAUCAUAUCGCCAUAACACCUACAGUCGCUCAGUUCUUACGUCCCGACAAUGUUCCAACCCUCAAAACACUUAUCACGGGAGGCGAGGCCAUGCCUGCUGAAUUCAUCAGCAUGUGGAGCGAGAAGGUCCAUUUGAUCAACUCAUAUGGACCGGCAGAAACCACUUCUCGUGUCUCUUGCUCCCUGAAAAAGCCCGGUGAUAUGGGUGGUAUCAUUGGCACAAACAUGGGCGCAGCUUUAUGGGUGACACAAAGCAAUGAUCCUGAGAAGCUUGUGCCUAUCGGUGCAAUCGGCGAACUCAUUGUUGACGGCCAUGUCCUUGCAGAUGGCUAUCUCAAGAAUGAGUCUAAGACGCGGGAGGCUUUCAUUGAUGCCCCUCGGUGGUUGACGGAUGCUUUCCCGGAUCGUGCGAACCGAAAGCUAUAUAGAACUGGUGACCUUGUUCAGCAGCAGUCAGAUGGUGCUUAUGCCUUCAUCGGAAGACGCGAUACGCAGAUCAAAAUUCAUGGCGUCCGUUUGGAGGCAGGCCACAUUGAGGCCAAGAUCAAGCAGGAACUUCCCGACAACUCCGAACUCGUUGUCGACAAGAUUGUGGUGGGACAAGAACGCCCUAAGCAGAUGCUUGCCGCUUUUAUCACCUUGCCCCAAAUCACACCAUUCGGAGAAUCCCGCGGAAUUGAACUGCUGGCUCCUGAUGCUACCACGUGCGAUAUUGUGUCCAAACUUCACAAGACGCUUCUCGCCCAGCUCCCAUCAUAUAUGGUACCCAACUAUAUUCUUCCACUGCGAGCUAUCCCACUGGGCACGACUGGCAAAGUUAACCGCAGAGGCCUGCAAUCAUUCGCUAGCAACUUGCCGACCGAGGCACUCAAUCAGUAUAACGGGACUUCCACUGGCGCUGUGGAGAAGCCGCGCGGAAAGACUGAAGUUGCUCUGAGCAGUCUUUGGGCGGACGUUCUUCAGGUAUCGUUGGAAGCUAUCAACCGCAACGACAGCUUCUUUUCUCUUGGUGGAGACUCGGUCCAAGCCAUGAAAUUGGUAUCAGAGGCUGGAGCAAUCGAGUUGCACUUCUCCGUUGCUGAUGUUUUCCAAUUUUCGACACUCUUGGAUCUUGCCCAGUUUCUUGACGGGCCAACCGCAAAACACGAAUCCAGUGCUAUUGAAGAGAUAGACGCGUUCGAGCUUAUCGGCGGCCCGAAUAAAUUCCGCACACUUCGCGAGCAGCUUUCUAAGUCAUACAAGCUGCCCGUGAACCGCGUCGAGGAUAUUUACCCAUGCCUCCCGAUGCAGGAGGGUAUGAUGGCCGAAAACAUCGGCUCGCCCGAAGCUUACAUCCUCCAAGAGGUCCUCAAAUUGGCUGGAAACAUCGAUCUCCGUCAACUUGAAGCCGCACUUGAGACCAUUGUUGAAGCCUAUCCUAUACUGAGGACGAGAAUCAUGCCCUUGAAGCAGCUCGGUACUUGCCAGGUCGUCAUGACGGACGACGAGCCUGUUGAGAUCGAAUUUGAUGUUGAUCUUGUUUCGUUCCUCGCCAGAGACAAGAAGAACCACAUGGACUAUGCAGACAACCUCAGCCGAUUCGCUAUCAUACAGGAGCCCUCUGGUGACCGCUACCUUGUUUGGACGGCACAUCAUGCUAUCACCGACGGAAGCAUGCAUCAGGACAUCUUGAGGCGUCUUGAACUGGCUUACAAUGAUGACUCUAUCCCGGAAACUAUCCAGUUCAACCAGGUUAUCAAGUUUCACUCCGACAAACAACCCGAAGACGCCAACAAGUUUUGGGCAAGUCAAUUCGCUCAAUGGGACGGUACUCACUAUCCUGAAUGUGACGAUACUUACGAGCCUUCGGUGAGCCAGUACGUCAACCGCCGCGUCAACUUGCCCAUGAAAGCAUCAGGAUUUACUCCUUCCAUAAUGCUUCGAGCAGCUUGGGCUCUUGUUCUCUCUCAGCUCAGCAAUCAAAACGACGUUGUGAUGGGUAUCACUCAAUCAGGACGAGACAUUCCUCUCCCUGGCGUUCAUGAGUGCCUGGGACCUUUGCUCGCAACUGUCCCACUCCGCGUUUUGGUGGACGUGGAACAGUCUGUGGCAAAUUUUCUGAAGCAGUUGCAAUCCCAGUACAUCGAUAUAAUUCAGUACCAACACACAGGAAUGCAGCAUCUUCGCAAGGCUAGCAGGGAGAGUGCGGCGGCUGUAGGCUUCCACAACCUCCUAGUUGUACAACCCGCGAGCCACAACACUUCGAAACUGUUCACUCCUGAUGAGUCGCGUAACUCUGGAGAUCAGCUUAACUUCGCAUUGCUCUUAGAGUGCAUUCUUGCCACUGGUGAAGUUAACAUCCGCGCUGGAUUUGAUGAGAAACUAUUGUCAGUGAAUGAUGCGGAUUUGCUAGUACAACGUAUGGAGCAUGUGUUCUAUCAACUCAGCAAUAAGAGCAGCAUAGACCUGCCGAUCAAAGGCCUCUCACUCGUCAGCCCUGCCGACAUGAAGACUUUAGAAGCCUUCAAUCCCGAUGUCGACUACCUCGAACAGUGCAUGCACUGGAUGAUCGAGGACCAGGCACGCCUUCGACCCAAUGCACCUAUGAUUGAUUCAUGGGACGGAAAAUUUACCUACGCAGAAGCGAACGAGUACUCUGACAGACUGGCUGCAGUGUUGGUGGACCUUGGUGUUGGACCAGAGACUCCUGUGCCUUUCGCAUUCGAGAAGUCUGCCUGGGCCAUUAUUGCAAUUCAUGCCAUUAUGAAAGCUGGAGGCGCUUGCGUUGCUCUCGAUAUGGCACACCCUCGAGCCAGACAUGAGAAAAUCAUCGCUGAUACCGAGGCACGCGUGAUUGUUGCUUCAACCAAACAUGCUGGUAACAUUGACCUUGUUCCUCAUGUCAUCGCAGUCGAUCGACGCGCACUAGACAAGUUACCUCGGCGACCAGCACAAUCCCGCACCCGUGUUUCUCCCAAGAAUCCUGCCUGGGUCGUGUACUCAUCAGGAUCCACUGGAAUGCCUAAAGGCUCAAUCCUUGAGCACCGGUCUCUCUGCACCACUUCCCGUACCAACUCUGAGAUCUUGGGAGUCGGCCCCACGACGCGAGCCAUUCACUUUGCUUCCUAUUCCUUUGAUGUUGCCAUUGAGGAUACUAGCAUCAUUCCUAUGUUGGGCGGCUGCAUUUGCAUUCCCAGCGACGAAGAGCGUCUUAAUGACCUGCCAGGUGCAAUGCGACGAAUGAAUGUCAACUGGGCCGAUCUUACUCCAACUGUGGCUGGUAUGCUGAACCCCGAGAAUGUCCCGUGCCUCAGAAGACUCAUACUUGGAGGCGAGUCAAAUACGAGGGACAUUAUCGAUACAUGGGCAAACCACCCUGGCUUUGCUUUGAUCAACACUUACGGCCCCUCCGAAUGCAGCGUCCAAUGUUCCUCUAGCAAAGCUCUCUCUGGGGAAGCGACUGGAGCUAACAUUGGAUUUGCUGUGAACUGCAAACUCUGGGUUGUUGAUCCCGAUACUUUGCAGCUAUUGCCUGUUGGCUCCAUCGGUGAACUUCUUGUUGAAGGGCCCAUUGUCGCCAGAGGUUACUUGAAGGAAGAAGCAAAAACAAAGGCUGCAUUUCUAAGCGACCUUGCUUGGGCACCUGGCCGAUACUUUUACAGAACCGGCGAUAUCUGUAAAUAUAAUCUUGACGGCUCGCUUGACUGCCUCGGCAGAAGCGACAGCCAAGUCAAGCUCUACGGCCAGAGAAUCGAGCUUGGCGAGAUUGAGCAUAACAUCAAGAAGCAUAUGAGUAACCCCGAUGCUGCUCAGAUCGCUGUUGAAGCUUUUGCUCCCAGUGGCGCAUCCGGCCGUAAGCUCCUGGCCGCCUUCGUGCAAUUCGCCACCGCCAGCUCUUCAGAGAUGAACGUAAUGGAGAUGACCGAAGCCCUUCGUACCGAGCUUGCGGAAAUCAAGACUAAGACUUAUGGAAGCGUUCCCGAGUACAUGGUUCCAUCGCUGUUCGUUCCUAUGAUUAGCCUACCCAUGAAUACGUCCGGCAAGAUUGAUCGCAAGAAGUUGCGCGGCGAGGCCGCAAACUUCGACCAGCAGCAGCUUGCCGUAUACUCACUUUCGCAGGCAACGGAUGCUUCUGACAAAGUUGCUUUGUCUUCGGACACUGAAAGGGUUCUUGCAGGUCUCUGGGCUGACGUACUCCACAUCAACUUGUCACAAGACCCCAUCGGUGCGAACGACAGCUUCCUGGAGCGUUCCGGGGAUUCUAUUAGUGCAAUGCAGCUUGUUGGCAAAGCACGAGCUGCCGGCCUUGCUCUCUCAGUACCAGUCAUUCUCAAGUCACCUAAGCUUGCAGAUAUGGCUUUGGUGGCCAAGCGUAUCAACGGCGUGGAACUCAAAGUCCCAGCCAUUGCUUUGCCUAGGCUGGUCGCGAAGCCUACCGUCCCUGCCGCUAAUCCUAUUAUCGAAGUCAAAGCCACCCCUAUUGUCGGAGUCACAAAGCCUGUCGAGGCUGACAAGCCGGAUGCGACAACCGGCAAGUCAUUACCUGUACUGUCACCAUUCCAGAUCGUGUCCGCCAAGGCGAUGGCCUCGGAGACUCUGGAGCUGAUCAGCAAGAACUAUCAGCUUAACCGCGAGCUCAUCGAAGAUGUUUACCCUACCACUCCUCUUCAAGAAGGGUUAGUUGCAAUGACAGCCACUGAUGGUUCCAGCUAUGUUCUUAGAGAUAUCUAUGAACUCCCUGCAGAUAUCGACGUUGCCAAGUUUCAAGCUGCUUGGAAUGCUGUUGCCCGUAACGACAAUAUAUUCCGAACCAGAGUUGUUUUUGUUGAGGGCUUGGGCUCUUGCCAGGUGGUUAUUGACGAGAAUCUUCAGUGGCAAUCUGCUACUGAUCUGGAGACUUACCUGGCUCAAGACAGAGCGGAGUCUAUGGGCUACGGCACUCCGUUAGCACGAUAUGCUAUUGUCGAUGAUGGAAAAACGAGGAAAUUCGUAUGGACUGUCCACCAUGCACUUUAUGAUGGUUUCUCGAUGGGCCUUACUUUUGCAGCAGUUGAUCAUGCCUACAACAAUGAUCUUACAGUUUCUCGCUCGCGACCAUUCCGGGACUUCAUUGAGUGCUUGCAGAACGUCGAGAAGGAGGCUUCUGACAUUUUCUGGCAAAAUCAGCUCCAAGAACUGGAGACAGCUCCAUUUCCUCAGGCGCCUACCGGUCACCACUGCCAGGCUAACAAUACAAUUUCCUACUCUAUCCCGUUCGCGGUGGAUCGCAAGGCGGGCUUCACAAUUGCAACGAUGCUGAAAGCUGCCUGGUCUAUUGCAAUCUCGAGAUUAUCCGACUCUUCUGAUGUCGUCUUUGGUGUUACUCAGUUUGGUCGUGACCUCGACUUGGAUGAGGUCGAAACCGUGAACGGACCCACCAUCACGACCGUGCCAGUCCGUGUGAAGGUUGAUCCGCAAUCGACGGUCAAGGAAUUCCUAAGCAAUGUUCAGAACCAAGGUUUCGACAUGAUUCCAUUUUCUCACGCUGGUCUACAGAAUAUCAAGAAGAUCAGUGAAGCUACACGUGCUAGCUGUGAGUUUCAAAAUCUCCUGGUCAUACAGCCAGGCGAGGAAGAAGAGGAAUCAAUGCUGUUCAAGAAACAUCAGAAUGCCACCACCGCCAACUAUUUGAGUGGAUUCGGUAUCGUCGUCGAAUGCGCACUCGGCGUUGGCGAGGUGACCUUCUCGGCCCACCACGAUUCAGCCAUCAUCUCUGCACUCCAAGUCGAAAGGCUUCUCUGCCAAUAUGAGCACCUGUUGAAUCAGCUGCAAGUUCAAACCGGCAAGAUCAUUGAAGUCGAUAUGUUCUCUUCUGCGGAUCGUGCCGAUAUCUCUGCCUGGAACAGCAACUACCCGAAAAUCAUCAACAAGACCAUGUCCGAUAUCAUUGUCCAGCAAGCAGCUGCUACCCCUUCAGCCCCCGCAAUUGCUACAAGGAGUAUUAACUUGACCUAUAAGGAGAUGGAUGACCUCACCAAUCAUCUUGCCCAUCAACUUCAAGCACUUGGCGUCGGACCAGAGAAGAUUGUACCCAUUUGCUUUGAGAGGAGCCCCGAGGCGAUUCUAUCGAUGAUUGCGAUUCAGAAAGCAGGAGGCGCCUUUGUGCCUUUGAACCCCACGGAUCCUACUGAUCGAUUACUUGAUUUGAUUGAUCAGGUCGAAGCUAAAGUGGUCAUUUUCUCGGAGCAAACAAGGCAUCUCACCGCCGCUUUGGCUGCGAGCAAGAUUCACCCAGUCGUCCUGCCCCAAAAGAUCUCUGGGUGGGGUCCUCUUAAGUCAAGUCCUGUUGUCUCUGCUGCAAACCAGACUAAUUUGGCAUAUGCACUGUUCACUUCUGGCUCGACUGGUCGACCAAAGGCAGUCAUGAUACACCACCAAUCCGUCACUUCGAGCACCUAUGGCCAUGGUGUUGCUAUGGGUUUCGCAGAUUACCCCCGACGGACCCUGCAAUUCGCAACUUACACAUUUGAUGCCUGUAUCGCCGAAAUCUUCACAGCCCUACACUUCGGUGGUUGCAUAUGUAUCCCAACCGAGCACGAACGCAUGAAUGAUCUUCCCAAGUUCAUUCGUGACUUCCGAUGCGACUGGGCAUUCUUCACCCCAUCUUUCGUUCGACUACUCAAACCAGAGGACAUUCCUUGCUUGAAGACCGUUGUUCUUGGUGGUGAAGCUCUCAACCAAGAGUGUGUUGAUAUUUGGGGCGAUAAGGUUCACUUGAUGAACGGAUACGGCCCGACAGAGACGUGUGUAUUCACCGUCACCCGUACAGUCCCUGGGCCCAAGAGUACCGAGAAAAUCCACCCUGCAGCAACGAUCGGUCAUCCUGUGAGCUCUAUCGGCUGGGUGGUAGAUGCGAAGAACUACAACUCACUCACUCCGGUCGGCUGCCCUGGCGAGCUAUUGAUUCAGGGGCCGAAUGUAGCAAGAGGCUACCUGAAGAAUCCUGAUAAGACUGCAGAAUCAUUUGUCUCCAGCCCCAAGUGGCUCAGGGCUUUUGGGCACACAAAAUCUGAGCUCCUCUACCGAACUGGAGAUCUCGUUCGACAGGAUGUUGAAACUGGAAUGCUAACUUACCUUGGAAGAAUUGAUGGCCAAGUCAAGAUCAACGGACAGAGACUGGAGCUUGGCGAGAUCGAAACCCGUCUCAAGGCGCAAGGUACCAAUGUUGAGUCCUCUGUCGUUAUUGCAGGCAGAACCAAGGCCGAUAAGAAACAAACUCUGGCGGCAUUUGUUGAGUUUACAGAUGCUCCCGGGACGUCGGAUAGCAUCAAGAUGGAUAUGAGCGACUCGAUGCGCACCAGGAUGCGCGAUCUGGAGUUCUCUAUGCGGGCAACCAUGCCCAAAUAUAUGGUGCCUUCGCUUUGGAUCCCCGUCAACUACAUGCCAAUCCUCCCAGCUAGUGGCAAGACCGACAGGAAGACCCUAACCACACUUUUCAAGAAUAUGGACUAUGAACAAGUUGCAAAGUAUACACUGGAGGCGGCAGAAGAGCUUGAUGAAGCCCGCGAGGCUUCAACAGACAUGGAGAAGACAAUCUUGGAGCUUGUUGCUCAGGCUUUGGGCCGAGACCCCUCCACCAUUCAUGCCAAUGAUAGCUUCCUGAGGGUCGGUGGCGACAGUAUCUCAGCUAUUUCCCUUGUGUCGAAUGCCAGGUCAAUGGGCAUCACCCUUUCGACCGAGCAAAUAUUCCGACAACCGCGCAUUUGCGACAUGGCAAUCAAUGCUGUACAAGAUGGAAGGACACAGUCAGAACCAGCCAUGGCUAUACUUCCGUUCUCCCUCAUACCAGAAGAGCAGAAGUCGGAUCUUUUGGCCAUGGUUAAGAGUCAAUAUGGCAUUGAACAGGACUCGGUUGCCGAUCUCCUUCCACCAACUCCGCUGCAGGAAGGUCUGGUCACAUUGACCAUCAAAGACAAGGAAGCAUAUGUGCUUCGCGAAAUCUACCGUCUACCCUCUAAGUUGGACAUCAACCGUUUCAAGGCAGCUUGGGAGGCAGUAGUGCAGGAUGCGGGCAUCCUCCGUACAAGAAUUGUGAACCUCGGCGACUAUGGAUGCUUUCAAGUGGUCAUGCGCCAGUCUCUUGAGUGGCACUCGGCUAAGCGUGUUCAAGAGUACAUUGACUAUGACAAAGACCAGCUUUUCGGUUACGGUGUACCUCUUGCUCGCCUUGCACUUGUUGAGACAGAGUACACCGGAUGCUACUUCGUCUGGUCGAUCCACCACGCUUUAUACGAUGGUUGGAGCAAGGGCCUCAUUAUGAAACAGGUUGAGGAAGCAUACCGCGGUUCUUCUCCGCAGCCAGGCUUGAGUACUAUUCCUCCUUUCAACCGCUUCAUUGCAUAUCUUCAAGAUACCGAUGCUGCUGAGGCUCAAGCUUUCUGGAAGGCACAGUUUGCAGGUAUGGAGGCUCAAUCUUACCCACGUCUGCCUACUGCCUCCUUCGACCCCAUCCUCGACAAGACACUUACAAUCCGCGUUCCUCUUGCCCGUAAAAGUGGAUCGUCCUUCACCACUGGUACUAUCCUUAAAUCUGCUUGGGCACUGGUCCUUGGCCGCUACACCGGCGCCGGCGAUGCUCUGUUCGGGUGCAUCCAAGCUGGUCGCAAUGUCCCUAUUGAUGGUAUCUCUGACAUGAUUGGGCCUACUAUCACUACGGUGCCGCUCCGUGUGAAGCUCGACAGCGAAACUACGGUGACCAAAUUCCUUCAGGCUGUGCAAGAUCAAUCUACCGAUAUGAUCAGGUAUGAGCACAGUGGUCUGCAGAACAUCGCCAAGAUGGGCAACGAAUGCCGCGAUGCUUGUGCGUUCACCAACAUCAUGGUCAUCCAGCCUGGUAACCAGCCCGAGUCUGAUUUUGUCGGUGCUCAGCGAAUUGAAGACCAAGAUAAGGGCUUCCUUCGAUUUGGGAUGGGUCUUGAGUGCACGCUAAGGUCUUCAUCUAUCGAGGUGACGGGUGGCUACGACCAAAGGCUUAUGUCUGAGGCGCAGAUGCGACGCCUCCUGCAUCAACUCAAGACGGCGAUUCAUGAACUCAAUAACGAACCCGAGGAGUUUGUUGGCAACAUUGACAUUGUCAGCUCUGAAGACAUGGCUGAGAUGGCUGUGAUGAACGAGAGUAUGCCCGAUGAUAUACAUGAGUGUACUCACGACGUUAUUCAUCGCACGGCACUUGAGCGUUCGGAUUCAAUGGCUGUAAAUGCUUGGGAUGUCGAUUUUCAGUACGGUGAGCUCGACCAAUUAUCCACCAAGCUUGCAAACCAUCUGCGUUCGCUGGGUGUUGGCCCCGAAACCAUCAUUCCGCUCUGCUUCGAAAAGAGUGGUUGGGCUGUUGUAGCUGUAUUGGGUGUCAUGAAGGCUGGCGCAGCCUUCGUGUUUUUAGACCCGGCUUACCCCAUGGCUCGUCUCGACGAGAUUGUUUCACAGGUUGAGGCGAAGGUCGUCCUUUCGUCCCUCGACCAAGCUCCUCUUUGGAGGGGUUCCAGCGUACGAGUGCUUGUUGUGGACAACGUCUCAAUCGAAUCGCUGCCCUCAGUUCCCUACCGCGCCGACACUGGCGUCACCCCUGAGAACGCUCUGUAUGUCAUUUUCACAUCUGGAAGCACAGGAAAGCCCAAAGGAUGUGUCAUCGAGCAUCAUUCCUUCCUGACCUGUGCCAGAGCUCAGGCUGCUCGCUCGCAGAUGACACCUUCUUCUAGAGUGCUUCAAGGCGCCUCCUACAGUUUCGACGUGUCUGUCAUGGAGAUGCUCACAGCUCUGUCGGUAGGAGCAUGUGUUUGUGUGCCUAACGAGCGCAUCAAGAAGCGAAGCGUGGUUGAUGUCAUCAACGAUUUCCGGAUUACCUGGGCAUUCCUGACGCCUUCCAUCGUAAAGUUUAUCAAGCCUUCUGACAUACCCCACAUCAAGACGCUCAUUCUGGGUGGCGAAGCCCUCACUACUCAGAACAUUCAGACUUGGGCUGGACACGUCAACCUGAUCAACGGUUAUGGACCCACGGAGUGUACCAUCGCAGCAACUGCGAACGCGAUUACCGACCCCAACGAGGAUCCUGCCAACAUCGGUAAAGCGCUUGGCGGUAUCUGCUGGAUCACAGAUGCAGAUGACCACAACAAACUCGCGCCGCUUGGUACCAUUGGAGAGCUUGUGAUUGAAGGCAACAUCGUUGCCCGAGGAUACCACAACAACCCCGAAAAGACAAACGAAGUAUUUAUUGAGAAUCCAACAUGGGCUAUAUCAUCCAGUGGCAAAGUCAGAAGAUUCUACAAGAGUGGUGAUCUGGCUUACUUCAACACCGAUGGGUCCAUCAUGUUCAUGGGUCGCAAGGAUACACAAGUCAAGGUCCGUGGUCAGCGAAUGGAACUCGGAGAGAUCGAAACGCACCUCACUCUCAACAAGAACAUUCAGCACGCCAUGGUUAUGUACCCUAAGACCGGCCCAUGCAAACGCCAACUUGUUGGUAUUGUUUCUAUCGCCAAACUUGGUGCCACGACCAACUCCAAUGCUGCCAUCGAGCUAAUUAGCACGGAGCUCACCGCCAACGCUUCCACCGAGCUAGGAGAUAUCAGCAAGAAGCUUUCGGCUUUGGUGCCUUCUUACAUGGUACCUUCAGUAUGGAUUGUUGUGCACAGUUUCCCCCUCCUGAUUUCUGGCAAGCUCAACCGAAAGCGCGUUGAGCAAUGGCUAGGAACGAUGGACCAAGCGACUCACCAGAGGAUCUGCGGUAUUGGCGAGACGAUUCGAGUCCAGGCGCCUUCUACUCAGGUCGAACAACAGAUCCAUCAGGUCUGGGUUGACGUCUUGAAGCUUCCUGCAGAAGAAAUCGGCGUCACUCAAGACUUUGCUACUCUCGGUGGUGACAGUAUUCUUGGAAUGCAAGUAGUCGCCAAACUGCGAAGCCAGGGCUUCCAAUGCACGAUGACUGAUGUCGCCAAUGCUCGCACCAUCUCUCAGUUGGCAGCGCGUAUUGCUAGAGGCGGCAACCUUGUUGCAGUUCCAGCGGCUCAGGUUGAAGAUACUACUGACGAGCUCUUUGAUCUCACACCGGUCCAGCAAUUCUACGCCAACUUUACCUUGAAGGGCGACUAUUUGUCGAAACAGACCAAUAAGAGGUUCAACCACACGUUCUGCCUAGGAGUCAAAGAGCCUCUUUCUCCAGCCGUGGUAAACAAGGCGCUGGAGGCAUUGGUCGAUCGCCACUCAAUGCUCCGUGCUCGCUUUCAGAAGGACCAGUCUGCCGCAUGUGGCUGGAAGCAGUACAUUUCGAGCAAUAUCGUCGAUUCGUACCGUUUCAAUUCUUGGGAUGGUGUAAGUGCUGAGGAGGUCAAGCCUGUCAUUGAGCAGCACCGCCAAGGGCUCGACAUCGAGAACGGUCCCAUUAUGGCCGUUGACCUCGUAUCGAACAAGAAGGAACAGCACUUCUACAUUGUCGCCCAUCAUUUAGUUGUGGAUCUCGUUUCCUGGAACACUAUCCUUCGUGACCUUGAGGAAUAUAUCCGUACUGACACUUUCACUUCCGAGAAGCCUUACCCAUUUUCUGCUUGGGCUAAGCAGCAAAAGGAGUACGCGACCAAAAACUUCUCGCCUGAGAAAGCACUCCCAAUGCGUGUGCCCAAGGCCGACUUGAAUUACUGGGGAAUGGAGGAUCGUAUCAACAUCUUCCGUGAUGCCAAUCAUCACACGAUCACUCUAACAGAGCGCGACACUGCAGCACUUCUGACUAACUGCCAGAAGGUCUACGGUGCUGAACCUAUGGACAUCCUCUGCUCCACCCUUUCACACUCCUUCAACUACGUGUUCCGCGACCGUGCUGCACCAACGAUCUUCCGAUACAACCAUGGUCGUGAGCAGAUUGGCAAUGCUGAUCCUAGUGGGACAGUGGGAUGGUUCACAACUCUGUCGCCUAUCCACGUUCCCAUUCAAAGUCGCGAUGACAGUGUUUCUGUGCUUCGGCGAACAGUCGAAAUGCGCAAGAAGAUUCCGAUGAACGGCCUUGGGUACUUCGCAUCGCGGUAUCACCAUCCAGGGGGUGAAGCCGCGUUCGCUGGACAGCUCGAGAACAUGGAGGUCUCAGUUAACUACCUCGGUGUAUCCGACAAUCAGCAGCGAAGCAACAGUGCAUCCAUCUUCGACAUGAGCAACUCCAUCGAAAACGGCCUGGGCGCUGAGGGCCAGGAAGUCAAGGGAUUCAGCUUGUUCGCGCUCAAUGCCGAAGUCCAGGGCGGUCGCCUCAAUGUUCACUGCGCCUGGAAUAAGAACAUGCGCGGGCAAGACCAGAUCCAGCAAUGGUUCAAGACCUACGAGAGAGCACUGAAGGACGUCGCCUACAGGGCGAAGAGGGGUCAGCCGGCAAGAAGGCACAGCAAGAGCAAGCAGGGCACUUCUUCCUCCUCGCGGACACUGCUAAAGCCUGUCCAGCUUGGUCGUGUGCAAUCUGGCCGCCGAAGAUUAUCAAGGAAGGUUUCUAUUGACCACAGACUCGCUGUUCCAAGGCUUGUCUAG
Messenger RNA from Truncatella angustata, 13974 nucleotides. Its product is annotated as cyclic peptide synthetase. Gene Ontology annotation, cellular component: cytoplasm. The transcript has 3 exons. The record is from RefSeq and is a predicted model, not a curated record. Bases 1 to 13974 code for a protein of 4657 amino acids. Gene Ontology annotation, molecular function: phosphopantetheine binding; catalytic activity. Gene Ontology annotation, biological process: secondary metabolite biosynthetic process; amino acid activation for nonribosomal peptide biosynthetic process. NCBI's taxonomy places the organism in Eukaryota, Fungi, Ascomycota, Sordariomycetes, Amphisphaeriales, Sporocadaceae.